This is a messenger RNA of Tarenaya hassleriana, 1348 nucleotides long. RefSeq names its product WD repeat-containing protein RUP2. Gene Ontology annotation, molecular function: protein binding. Gene Ontology annotation, biological process: response to UV-B. NCBI's taxonomy places the organism in Eukaryota, Viridiplantae, Streptophyta, Magnoliopsida, Brassicales, Cleomaceae. The record is from RefSeq and is a predicted model, not a curated record. Bases 76 to 1221 code for a protein of 381 amino acids. The transcript has 2 exons.
UAUUCAUUUUUCUUGCAAUGGGAUUGGCAUUCGAUUGGUCCGAACCCCCUGACACAGUCUUCAUUUCUUCGUCAUAUGAAAAAUCAUCAUCCUCUUCACCCAAGGAUAAACCCUAAUAAUGAACAUGGCCAUGAACAGAAACAGCGACGGCAAGAAGAAGAAGAAAAAGAGGAAGAAGAACCCAGAUGCGGAUGGGAUCUCUCUCUCUCCGCCGUCCUUUCCUCCUCCUCCCCCUCUGUCGCAGCCUCCGACGUUAUCGGAGCCAUCGAAUUCGAUCCCACUGAUAAAAUCAUCGCCACCGGCGGAAUCUCAAGAAAGAUUCGAUUCUAUGGCCUGGAUUCUCUCUCGCACAAAAUCUCUGGUGACGGUGACGCGGCCGCGUGCGAGUACUACAUAUGCACACCGGCGAAGCUGAGCAGCCUCCGGUGGCGGCCCCGAUCCGACGGCCGGGUCAUCGGCUCCGGCGACUACGACGGCGUCGUGACGGAGUACGACCUCGAGAAACGCUCUCCGGUUUUCGAGCGCGACGAGCACGGAGGCCGGAGGGUCUGGAGCGUUGACUACACGCGCCUCGCCGGCGCGUCGGUGGUCGGCGCGUCGGGCUCCGACGAUGGGACCGUGCAUGUGUGGGAUCCGCGCUCACGACCGGAGAAUUCUAUCGCCAUUGUGCGUCCCGGACGGAGCUCCGCCGUGUGCUGCGUGGAGUUCGAGCCAUCCGGCGGAGCCACCAUAGCCGUCGGAUGCGCUGACCGGAGGGGGUACGUAUACGACGUGAGGAAGCUCGUCGAACCGGCGCUGACCCUCGAGGGGCACGCCAAAACGGUGUCGUAUGUGAGGUUCCUCGACGUACAUACGGUCGUCACCGCCGGUACGGACGGUUGUCUGAAGCUGUGGAAGAUUGACGGCGGAGGCGGGCGCGUGGGGCGCACUUACGAGGGGCACGUGAACAGCAGGAACUUCGUGGGGUUAUCGGUGUGGAGAAACGGCGGGCUGUUCGGGUGCGGAUCCGAGAACAACAGGGUGUUCGUUUACGACAGGAGGUGGAGCCGGCCGGUUUGGGUUCACGAGUUCGAACCGGCCGGUAUGACCGGUUUGGAACAGCGGUUCGUGAGCAGCGUGUGCUGGAGGCAAUCGGGUGUGGACCAGUGCACGUUAGUGGCUGGUGGAUCGGAUGGAGUGUUGCAGGUUUACGUGGGCAAAAGGAAGCCAUACUAUAUCUGAAUUUUGUUUCUAAAGUCUAAAAAUAUUUUAAUUUGUUUUAUAUGAUAGAAUUUUGAGGCAGUUCCAAGAGUGUUGAUUUUCCAUAUCCUUUUGAUUCGGAUGAAAUUUUUUAUAUAUAUAAUUUGAG